Messenger RNA from Propithecus coquereli (Coquerel's sifaka), 1765 nucleotides. It is a transcript of the gene ARL13B, whose product is annotated as ADP-ribosylation factor-like 13B. The record is from RefSeq and is a predicted model, not a curated record. Gene Ontology annotation, biological process: non-motile cilium assembly; receptor localization to non-motile cilium. The transcript is spliced from 10 exons. Lineage: Eukaryota; Metazoa; Chordata; Mammalia; Primates; Indriidae. Gene Ontology annotation, molecular function: GTPase activity; GTP binding. Gene Ontology annotation, cellular component: ciliary membrane; non-motile cilium; motile cilium. Bases 274 to 1560 code for a protein of 428 amino acids.
CGGGUCCCGCUAACUCUGCCCAGUUUAUCUGCGCUUCUGUCCCCGCGGUCCCUUGGCGGGGACGGCAGUCGUUGUCCGCUCGCGGACCCACGCGGUUAGCAAGGCGUGGUGUUCGGACUGGCCGCCUUGCCCUCCCUCCUGGUUUUUCCUCGGGGCCUAUCCGCCUUAGGGGCGCCUCCGAGAGGCGGAGGCCCCCGGGACUCGGCCCGAGGAAGCUAGGGGCCCAUCCCCGCUCUGGGAUCUGAUGGGAGGUGGCGGGAGGAGCGACCUGGCAUGUUCAGUCUGAUGGCCAAUUGUUGCAGCUGGUUCAAGCGGUGGCGGGAGCCUGUCAGAAAGGUGACACUUGUGAUGGUGGGACUUGAUAAUGCUGGUAAAACAGCAACGGCAAAGGGAAUCCAAGGAGAGCACCCUGAAGAUGUAGCUCCUACUGUUGGAUUUUCCAAAAUUGACCUUAGACAAGGAAAAUUUGAAGUUACCAUCUUUGACUUGGGAGGAGGAAAAAGAAUUCGGGGAAUCUGGAAGAAUUACUAUGCUGAGUCCUAUGGAGUAAUAUUUGUUGUGGAUUCCAGUGAUGAAGAGAGAAUGGAAGAGACAAAAGAGACAAUGUCAGAAGUGCUAAGACAUCCUAGGAUAUCAGGAAAACCUGUAUUGGUGUUGGCAAAUAAACAAGACAAGGAAGGGGCUUUAGGAGAAGCUGAUGUGAUUGAAUGUCUGUCGCUGGAAAAAUUGGUCAAUGAGCACAAGUGCCUAUGUCAGAUAGAACCUUGUUCAGCAGUCUUGGGAUAUGGAAAGAAAAUUGACAAGUCCAUUAAAAAGGGCCUUUAUUGGCUGCUACAUAUUAUUGCAAGAGACUUUGAGGCCUUAAAUGAACGCAUCCAAAAAGAUACAACAGAGCAGCGUGCUCUUGAGGAACAAGAGAAACGCGAAAGGGCUGAACGAGUGCGAAAAUUACAAGAAGAAAGAAAACAAAGAGAAGAAGAGCAGGCUGAACUCAAUGGAACCAGUGAUUUGGCCGAGUUGGACCCAGAACCAAUGAAUCCUUUCCAGCCGAUAGCAUCUGUAAUCACUGAGAAUGAAAAAAAACUUGAAAAAGAGAAAAAGAAGCAAAACAUGGAGAAAGUCAGUGAUGGCUGCCACCUGAAACAUAAAAUGGAGCAUGAGCAAAUAGAGACAGAGAGCCAGAUUAGUGACAAUGGCCAAAAAGGCAAUGAAUCUGGACUAGUAGAAAAUUAUAAGGAGGCAUUAACACAGCAGUUGGAGAAUGAAGAUGAGACAGACCAGCGAUCAUCGGAAUCAGAUAACGGUAAAAAGAAAACUAAGAAACUAAGAAUGAAAAGGAGUCACCGGGUAGAGCCAAUUAAUACAGAUGACUCUGAUCCUAAGAGUCCAACACCACCCCCACCUCCUCCUCCUAUUGGCUGGGGAACCCCCAAAGUCACUAGACUUCCAAAACUUGAGCCUCUUGGUGAAACACGUCAUAAUGAUUUCUAUGGGAAGCCGCUGCCUCCCCUGGCUGUGCGACAGAGACCCAACAGUGACACUCAUGAUGUGAUCUCAUAGCCAAGUCAUGUGGAUGAGCUCUCUUAAUAUCAGCAAGGUGAACUGGGACGUUCUUUUUUCUCAAAAGAAGGAAAACUCUGAACAUUGUUGACUGGGGCAAGAUAACGAUAGUGAUUUCAGUGAGGAGGUUAAUAGUUAAGGAUCUCACUUGAUAAUUACCCAUGUUCUUCACAGUUAAAAAAGAAAGAAAGCAAAAUGGCCAGUA